Neospora caninum is the source of this 1821-nucleotide messenger RNA. RefSeq lists its product as hypothetical. NCBI's taxonomy places the organism in Eukaryota, Apicomplexa, Conoidasida, Eucoccidiorida, Sarcocystidae. Bases 1 to 1821 code for a protein of 606 amino acids. The transcript has a single exon. The record is from RefSeq and is a predicted model, not a curated record.
AUGGGGUCAGAGACGUGGCAUUAUCUGGUGCUGUUCACCGUUGUAAUACUGCGUUUCGGCGAGACGACUGUCUGGGGCCUUCGGUACCAAGGGGCCGACGACUGGAACUCACUAGCAGCCGACGCGCCUCAUGUCGCCUCAGAGCCGGCAGAGAGUGGCAAUGCAGCCUCUUGGGCACUCCAGUCUUUUUUUCAAGCUUCCACAGGCAAAGCGGCCAAUGGAAGUCCCAGGCGAGGCCUGAGACACCGAGUUGCCGCCGGAUUUAGGCGGCUGGGGGACCGAGCACGCAGAGCUCUAGGUCGGAUCAGAGGUCACCGCGGAAGGCAUCCACGUUCUGAUCGUCAUGCUGCGAGUGAAUCAAAUCUUUUGGGUACCGGAGGUACUUUCACGGCUACAGGGGUUGCAGCCUCGACUACUUCGCUACCUGACCUUCCAGGCCAGGCGAGAGAUACGUCCUCAGAGCAACCAACCAAAUCUGAAACGACCAGCAAGGAUGGCGAAACUCCAGGACAACCCACCCAGCCUAAGCAGACUGGCAAGGAAGGAGAUGUUUCGCCACAGUCGGUACCCAGAGCUCCUCUGCCAGUGCCUACACGGAGCCCCAGCCAAGUAAUUACUGCUCUAAAGGAAACGUCCGGCCAGUUAGAAGACGUGGGAGGCAAGCAUAAAGAGGGCACUGACGACGAUACCCAGAAGCAUAAUGCAUGGCUAAAAACCGUAGCUGUGCGAUGGCUGAGUGAACACUGUGACAAUUUGGAUCAAGCUCGGAGCCAUCUGGAGAGCGCCGACAUGGAUGAACAUACGCGCAAGCAGGUCUCUGCAGCUUUACACCGGGGACUUCAUGCUCGCGAUUUAGUACACACCAAACUUGGAGUAGAGUACCCGCUGGACGGCUGCGGCGGGCCUUCGCCACAAUCGCCACCAGAAACUCCACCGGCUACUAAGCCGACACCGGCUCAUCCAGGCCAGUCCCCCAAAACUCCACCGGCUACUAAGCCGACACCUGUCCCUUCGCCGGGGUCGGUACCCAGAGCUCCUCUGCCAGUGCCUACACGGAGCCCCAGCCAAGUAAUUACUGCUCUAAAGGAAACGUCCGGCCAGUUAGAAGACGUGGGAGGCAAGCAUAAAGAGGGCACUGACGACGAUACCCAGAAGCAUAAUGCAUGGCUAAAAACCGUAGCUGUGCGAUGGCUGAGUGAACACUGUGACAAUUUGGAUCAAGCUCGGAGCCAUCUGGAGAGCGCCGACAUGGAUGAACAUACGCGCAAGCAGGUCUCUGCAGCUUUACACCGGGGACUUCAUGCUCGCGAUUUAGUACACACCAAACUUGGAGUAGAGUACCCGCUGGACGGCUGCGGCGGGCCUUCGCCACAAUCGCCACCAGAAACUCCACCGGCUACUAAGCCGACACCGGCUCAUCCAGGCCAGUCCCCCAAAACUCCACCGGCUACUAAGCCGACGCCUGUCCCUUCGCCGGAGUCGGUACCCAGAGCCCCUCUGCCACAGCCGUCUCGAACGCCCAGUGAAGUGGUCAAUAGAAUGAAUCAGUCGUCCAUGACGUUACAAUCCUUCGCAAGCCAGGCGUACCGGGGUACUGACCCCGAGAAACUCAAGAACAAUGAAUCGCUCAAACAUAAAGCAACGGCGUACAGGAAUGACCACUGCGAUGAUAUUGACGAAGCAAAAGCCCUUCUGGCCCGUAAUGACAUGCGUCAGAGGGAGAGCUUUCGGGUCGCUGCAGCCCUUGAUCGGGCAAGGCAAGCUCGCGAUGCAGUUAAGGAAAAGCUUGGAGUAGAGUUCCCGUCGGAUCGGUGCCAGUGA